Molecule: messenger RNA, 2050 nt
Organism: Misgurnus anguillicaudatus (oriental weatherfish)
Lineage: Eukaryota; Metazoa; Chordata; Actinopteri; Cypriniformes; Cobitidae
Biological process (GO): regulation of transcription by RNA polymerase II
Molecular function (GO): RNA polymerase II cis-regulatory region sequence-specific DNA binding; DNA-binding transcription factor activity, RNA polymerase II-specific
Source: RefSeq, a predicted model, not a curated record
UAAACCCACUAAAGAAAGAAAGAAAGAGCUCGCGUGUGAUGUGUUUGUGUAUCCUCAGUGUUUUUUUCUCUUGAGUGUUUUAUUAAUUGCAAACAGAGUCUUGUCUCUGUGUAUUUUAGUGUUGACGAGGAUGGAUGUGAUAUGCUGUAAAUCAGUAGGAACUGAUCUGUCCAUGCUGGAUAUUGAUGAUUUCAUCACAGAAAUCUCUCAGCUGAAGAAAGAGGUGGCGUUACUGGAGACAAAGCUGAGGUUAAGAGGAGAUGAAGGACUGAAGAGAGAGGACUCCGAGCUCAGUCUGACUUUACUCUGUUAUACUGAGUCAAAGCACACAGACGCUCAGGACACUACAGUGUGUGACAGUAAUCAGGACUUACAGGAUGAUGAAUCUACUGAUCAAACCUCCACAGAGUCUCUGGAUUCUGUCUGUAACGCUGGAGAACAGCAGCAGAUCCUGCAGACCAAACCCAAGAUGUCUUCAGACAAACACAUCGACUGUAGGAACCUCACGAUGGAUAUAAAAUCUGAACCCACAGCAAUAAAAACUGAACCCACAGCAGAUGAAUAUGAAGACAAACACAAUGAUUAUCAGGAUUUAAUUCUGUCAACUAUAAAAACGGGACUGACAGCUGUCUUCAGUCUCUGUGUGAUAGAGAAAGAUGUGAAGAGUGAUUUAUGUUUGGAUGGAGAAAUAACGUCCUCGACUCUUUCCUGCAUCACCGGUGGAGAGACAUUGAGCUCACAGAGACAUUUAGAGAAACAUGAGAGAAAACACACAAAAGAUGAACUCUUCACCUGCAAGAGAUGUAAGAUCAGCUUUACUACAUUACAAGAGAAGGAACUUCAUUUACAAGAGCACAAAGAGAAGAAGAUAAAGUUUCACUGUCAGCAGUGUGGGAAGGAUUUUGGCUUCUUCUCUCAUCUGAAACGUCACAUAAGGAAACACAGUGGUGAAAAGCCUUUCCACUGCACUGAUUGUGGCAAAAAUUUCCGCAGCAAAAGAAAUCUUGUUAUUCAUAAGAGAAUUCACACAGGAGAAAAACCAUACGAGUGUCCUCACUGUGAGAAGAGAUUCAACCACAAACCUCAUCUGAAGAGUCAUGUGCGUAUACACACCAAUGAGAGACCGUAUCCGUGCAGUCAAUGUGACAAAGCCUUUAGGGAAUCAUGGUCAUUAAAAGCACACCAGACUAUUCACUCUGAAGAAAAACACUAUCAAUGUUCACACUGUGAUAAACGUUUCUGUCAGAAAUUGUAUCUGAUACGCCAUGAGAGAGUUCACACUCGACAGCAACCUUGUAUAUGCUCGAUCUGUGGAAAGAGAUUUGUUUAUUCUGGAAGUCUUCAGAAUCAUCAGAAGAAACAUACUGAAGUCAUCGUAGUGUCUUAAAGUCUUUACACGCUGGCUGUGUAUAUUUGGUGUGAAUGUUCGAUGCUAUAGCGGGCUAGAACAAAAACAAUUUAUUAUUGAAAAGAAAGCGUUCAGUUGUCUCUGACGGUCAUCAAUAUGGUAGAAUGAGGAUGGGCAUCACACCUAACUGGAAUUGAACCUGUCUGUCUCAGAUGUCCUCAGAGAGCCGAGGGUGAGAAAGGGAAAAAGAAACAAGAUGCUAGUAGUGUAGACGCCGCUCACAUGUAAUGUUAAAGUGAUCCAGUCAUACAGUAGAUAUGUGCUCGAUUCUGUUGAAUUAGGUGAAUGUUUGAUUAAAUUACGAGUUUAUUUAAGCAGACUUUCAAAGUGACCGACAGACAUCCUGAUAUGAAUACGAUCAUGACAUCCUGUUCUUCAUUGCUGAAGAUUUGGGUGUAACCAAAACACUAAAAAUCAGCUCAUCCUCAAUGCUACAUUAAAUGCAAUGUAAAAUGCAUCUGCUGAAUACAUAAACACAAUAAAGGGACUAAAUGUUUCAUUUGAUAGAUCUGAGUAGAAACAUACAUUUGUGUUUUUUAUAUAUCGCUAAUUCAAUUAUAUAAUUCAUGUAUUUGAUCAUUUUAUCAUUCACUUCAUUAUUUUUACCUAAGAUUAUUCAAUAAAGCAUCUUUAUUGAAUCUA